AUGACAGAGGUGCAGGAGAUGAUGGGCAUGCUGCCAUCGCUACUGCAGGCCGAGUCGGAAGGGCAAGGCCUGGAGGGGUCGGCGGCGCUGCAAGAGGGCGCCGCGGGUGCGGCGGAAUUGGGGGUUCCGCCGAGCAGCCACCGAGAGCUGUAUUCUGCGGUGGUCGUCAGGGAGGGCGACACUGCUGGAGGAGAGAGCAGCAGUAGGCCGGGCGUGGAAGGCGCUCUGGUGCGAGAUGUGGAGGUCCCUGCUGCAGGUGGGUUUGGUGCAUUCCAAGACACCAACUCUCUUCGUAGUACGUUCGGCAGUGCUUGCGUACAGCAGUCUGCUGCCGCUGGAGACACUGGUGAGAGUGUCACAGCAACCGAUCAAUCCAUUCAGGGGAGGUCGGGUGGAGAAUGCGGCACGGCGGAAGGGUCGUGUCCACUGUUCUGCCUUGCUGUAGUAGCGGGCGGGGCGCACAGAAGUCGCCGGAAUUGAUGGUGCAACAGAACGGACGGAGGGGCCGUGAAGUCGCGCAGUUUUGGCGCGCAUUCCAUCUGCGGCGGUGGAGCACCAGGACGGUAGAGAGACCGUUGGGCAGGAUUGCCGGAGACACUCAACCAUGGAUCGACCGCGCGACGGCGCGGGGGGG
Ectocarpus sp. CCAP 1310/34 is the source of this 634-nucleotide messenger RNA. The record is from the annotation of a GenBank genome assembly. Lineage: Eukaryota; Phaeophyceae; Ectocarpales; Ectocarpaceae.